AUGUCGACUUAUGAUCCAUCGGACUUUACUGCAAGUACAAAAUUGUACGACCCAGAACCCAUUGAAUUGCAACCAAAGUUCAUGGUGGGUUUGACAACUGGCGUAGAAGGAAAUUGCCUAUUCUUGUCCGAUGAUGUUGUCGUAUAUCCGGUCUCAGGCGUUAUUGUCAUAUAUGAUACAAAAAAUCGUAGCCAGAAGUUUAUACAGUUUACCGAACAACCUGCAAAAACGACAAUUACGGCGAUGGACCUUAAUCCAAUCAAGUAAAUAUUGAUAUGAAAUUGUACAGACACUCGAUGAAAACAUUCGCUUUUGCUAACAUCAGUAAUGAAACCACAUGGUUUGAAGUAUAUCAGCUUUUAAUUCAGUCGUCUUUGACCUACAACUAAUGCACACAUUAUCUAGUACACAGAGUGUUCUACAGUAUAAUUCUUAUGCUACUAACUCUAUCAAUAUUCUUUUUUUUUUUUUUAAUCAGGUUUUGUGCGAGGGGAAUAUACUUGUAUGCAAAGACAAAUUAAAUUUUUAUUUUCAUCCCUUAAAAAAAUAGCCAUUUUGUAAAAUUUAUUUUUCUAAAAAUUUUAAUACAUCAUAGUUAAUGAUAGGUAUAGUGGCUUUAAUGUAUAGAAAAUAGACAUGAAAACAAUUAUUAUAUCUACAGAUAGAAGAUGUGUUAGACAUGUUAGAAAAUAGAAGAUAAAGAAUUACCGUACUGAUUGUAUUGCCUUACAGGGAACGUAUUGUUUUAUUAAAAAUUAAUCAUUUUAAUCAUUUCAAUUAAUCAGUUUUCUGUAAAUUAAAACGGCCAUUAAAACUAUUGAUCCGAUAUGAAUGUAUUUUACAUUGAUACAUAACAACUUUUAGAAUAAUAUCUUUUACAAAAUGACUCUUUUGAAAAGUGAUAAAAUAAAAUGUUAUUUUUUCUAUAAUUAAAGGAUAAAAAUAAAAAUGUAAUUCUUCUUUAUAUAUUUGUUUUCCUCGUACAAACCCAGAUUGAAAAAAAAAACUAAUAUUGAUAAAAUUACUAGCAUAAGGAUAACACUGCAGGACACUUCGUGUACUUAUAUUAAUAAUAUUUUUCUUUUUCUUCUCAUGUAUAACUUUCCAACUAUUUGGGGUUGGUUCCUUACUGUUUCUAGUUUUUUACUGUAGUUUUCAUCAUAUCACUCUCAAUCGUAUAUCUAAAAUCAAUUUACUUGUUCAAUCUACCUUUUACCAUAUUUCUAUCUACACUGAUUUCUAAAUCCAUUUUUCAUUUUCUAAUUCAUCUCAUGAUCACUUCAUGUAUAAAUCAUCACAGUUUAUUAUUGAAUAAAAUUAAGUAUAGUAAUAUGAACAAUUAAAUACAAAUUUCAGUCUUGUGUUAGCCGUAGCUACCACUUCCACGGAGGACGGCAUAAAGCCGACUGUUAGCUUCUAUGAUCUGACAACUUUAGAACUGAAGCAUACAUUCACAGAGCCUGAGGAUGAAUAUCCAGGGAGCACUGAACGUCGACAACGUUUUGCCAGCGUCCAGUUUUUGAAUGACAACGCGUACAUUACGGCGCUAGCUGUCUCCGAUUCCGACUGUGUCUUAUACUAUUACAAUUGGAAAAACUCCAACCUGGAUACGUGUGUGCGAGUAAACAACCCGGUGGCGGACGUAAGUACACACUAUAUUCAUAUAUUAUGACGGAUCGAUAAACUAUCUGGAAGAGGGGCAAUAGCAAUGAGACACGGAGAUUGUUUGGUGGGUUCAUAUCACAUACUUUUUAGAAAAACCUAAGGUGAUUGAUCGAUCUUGAUAGACUGAUACUGAUCUUCCAAAUUGUAUAAUGUUACAUUGGUACUUACUUGCGUAGAAAGAACAUAAUAAAUUGUUUUUACUUGUUUUAUUUGUUUCCGAAACUUCAAAAUGUCUAAUUUAUAGCUCAGCUUUUUUAUUUAAUGUUUAAUGUGGUAUACACAAAAUUCUUUCUUGAACUAUAUGACAGCAAAACAAAAAACUAGAUGAAGAUUUCCGGUUACUGAUGUCCUAACAUCAACAACUUCUCUCUAGAACUCUAUAGAACUGGCUUUAUUGACCGGACGGCCAAGAAAAUGUUACUCCUUGUGCGCCAUGGUUUCCUAACACCAAUUCUCUUAUCUCAGCUAUCGAUAGCUCUAUAUUUCAACUACUGUUCAUAGUUGAUUAUGUAGGUAUCGAAUCACCCGAUAGGUAUUACAGAACGCUAGCUAACCUCAAGCAACCGUGUUUAUACUUAAACACAUACAAAUUAAACAAAACUUUAUUUGUAGUGAUAGGUACUACCGAGUGAAAAUUAUCGAACUACUCUAUAGUUUCAAAUUAUUUAUUUACUCGAUUUUUUUCAAAAACUAUUGACACUAUUAACUACUAUCGACCAUCGACUAUCCAAACUACUUAUUACGGAAACAAUAUACACUAAAUUGUCUAAUAUCAGAAUUUCAAUUUGGUUAAAUUAUCGAACAAUGUUAUAAAUUAUUUAUUAGAGUAACGUCAUAUUAUUUGAAAUUACCCUUUUAAAAUUAAUUUUAUUACAAACAUUAUUUAUUUAUAAUGUUUGUAGGAAAUCAAUAAUAUAUUUUCAUUGUUAAUCAAUGAUAUAUUUUAAAAUUUAUAAAUCAUUUAUCAUAUUCUAUAUUUAAUGUAUACAAAUAAAAAAGUGUACAGUUAAUUAGCUUAAUAAACUAGUGAAUACGAUUACGGUCUGCUGCAUAAUUAAAAUAAUUAUACAAUAAAUGCAUAUAUUAUAGGUACAUUUCUCUGAUCUUUAAAAAAUUAUUAAAAAUCACGAAUUAAUGAAAAUAAAAAGUUAAUAAGUCAAAAUUUUCAGAAGAAUAAACUUUAUAAAAUGUCUUCCAAUUUUUCAAAAAACUAAUUUAUUUUUUAGUCCUUAUUACUGUGGAUAAUAUUUAUUUAUAUACAUAAAAAAUCGAAUUUGAUUAUCUUUAUUAUCUUCAUAUAUAUUACAAUGGGUACAUCUUCAUGGAAUAGUCUUUAAAAAGGCAGUGACAAAAUAAUAUUUAUGAUGUUAUGGAAAAAUCUUCUUUUUUUAUUAUUAUUUUUAUUAAUUAUUAGACUUUUGUAUACAUAUUUUAAAUUAUUUACUUACCUAAAUGUAUUAUCUAAAAUUAUUUUCUUUUGUCGUGGAGAAAACGAUACAUUUUUAAAUUCGGAAACUUCUUAUUUCAACUUCAUUAAAUUUAUAAGGUUAUUUGUUGUUGUAGGGGGGUUUCUAUUUGAAAACUAAAAAUUGAAACUUAUUUUAAGUUUAAACUAUUCUAUAAACAAAUCGAAUUCACAUAAAAUUCUCUGAGAAAAUGAUCAUUGUGUACUCCAACAUUAUCAAAAGUAGAAGAAUAUUUUCUUGAGGUCUUUAGCGUUAAUAUUUAUUAAUUUCGUUUAAUUAUUAUCAAUCUUGUAUGUGCAACAUCAUUAUUGUUUAAUGGUCAUAGUUCACAAUAUUUGAAAGUUAUUCUUAAUAAAGUUCUGCAUUACUUUACAUUUUACGCGAUAAUGGAUUUUUUUUUAAUGGUUUUUGUAUUGAAAUUAUUAUUAUGAGCAAAAUAUCAUAUCGGUAUUUGUUUAUUUUUAGUACUACGUGUGAAAUGCUUGAACAUUUUUUUUGGUUGAUAAAUUUUAAAAUUUCAAUUUCCCUAAUAAAACCCUUUUCGGUAAUCCCAUUAUUAGUUUGCGGGUUGGUAAUUAUAUUAUAGUGUAUAUUAUUAAAGAUAUUAUACGAUGUAAUUAUUGUUGUUCACGUUUAUACAGGUGGCUAUAAAUCCCAUCGAUACGACCAUUUGCUGUUUCGUCGGUAAAGAUCUAUUUCGUUCGAUGACCAGAACUGACACGGGUUGGAAUCAAUAUGGUUUCAGAGAAGCGGCUGGAGUGGACUUUACGUGCGUGUGCUGGUUAUGCGGCGACCGGUAGGUGGAAAGUUAUAUUUAAGAAGGCUGCUCUUCUUAUAAUAUAUUUGUCUUAUUCAAUAUUUCCAUUAAUUCUAUAUAUCGGUUAUGACAUUUUAUUAGUAGUAAUGAUUUAAACGGGGUUACAGAUGUUUGUCUGGCACCUCCAAUGGGUGGGUGGUAUUGAUGAAGAACGGUCAGCUCCAAGCCGUAUACUGUCUAGACGAUUUGAAUUGGGAAUUGGACGUGACGGUGAAAAUGACCAUAGACGAAAGUUUGGGCACCAUUGUGAUUUCCAAAAACAAACCGCCACCCGAUGCCAUUCGUAUUUGUGUUGCCUUUCAAUCAGGUUUCGUGUUAGUCGUCGGUAACUCUACCAUUUACUACUUCCAGAAGUUGGACGAAGAUGAUAGGCCCAGGUAA
Messenger RNA from Cinara cedri, 4329 nucleotides. The record is from the annotation of a GenBank genome assembly. Lineage: Eukaryota; Metazoa; Arthropoda; Insecta; Hemiptera; Aphididae.